UCCCACAAGAAUCAUUCUUCAACCACCUGCCUUGAGGCUUUGGUCUUUGUUUCCAGAUAAGGACUUUUAAAAGAAAAGAAACAGGCACUCACAAUGAGAGGGGGCGUGCUGUUCUUCGCCGCGCUCCAUGCCACACUUCUUGCUUCAGCACAAGUUACAGCUCAGAAAAGGGGGAGAACAAUCUGCACCAAUGUUUACUUGGCUGACAUUGUAUUCCUGGUGGAUGGAUCCUCUAGCAUUGGAAGAGCAAACUUCCGCAUGGUCCGGUCUUUCAUGGAAGGGCUGGUUGUUCCUUUUGUCAAUGUCGUGGGUGAGAAUGGGGUGCGCUUUGGAGCUGUACAGUAUAGUGAUGAUCCCAAAACGGAGUUCACAUUCUCCAAGUUCCUCAAUGGCACGGACGUGAUGAGGGCUGUCCGAGAGAUGGCCUACAAAGGUGGAAAUACGCGCACGGGUGCAGGUCUCCGUUAUGUGGCAGACAAUUUCUUUGGAUCCAAUCAGCUGCGGCCUGAUGUUCCAAAGAUAUGCAUCCUCAUAACAGAUGGAAAGUCUCAGGACGAGGUUGAGCAGGCAGCACUGAAACUGAAGAGUCAAGGGAUUAAAGUCUUUGCUGUGGGUGUGAAGAAUGCAGACCGCAAAGAGAUUGACAGAGUGGCCUCCACGCCCACAGAAGAUUAUUCCUUCUAUGUUGAAGAUUUUAAAAUUCUGGCAUCUCUGCUGCCAUUGGUGUCCCGGAAGGUGUGUGCCAGCACAGGCGGCAUCCUACAGACUCCAGGCACACAAGCAUAUGUUGGCCCUUCAAACCUGGUCUUUUUGGAGCAAGGUACAGACAUGCUGAGAAUCCGCUGGACUGCAGCUGGUGGUCCUGUCACAGGCUAUAAAGUUCAGUAUGUGCCUCUUACAGGCCUGGGGCAACAAAUCGUGGCUGAAAGGCAGGAGGUUAAUUUGGGACCUGGUGAAACGAGUACUGUGCUCCGUGGUUUGAGGGCAGGGACAGAUUACCAAGUCACAGUUAUUGCCCAGUAUACCAACAUCAUUGGAGAAUCAGUUUCCGGCAGAGGACGUACUCAGACCCUUUCUGGAGUGACAAAUUUUCGGGUGUUAGAAGCAGGACCAUCCUUCCUUCGACUCUCCUGGACAGCUGAUCUGGGUGCCAUACAGGGCUACAGACUCACUUAUGCAGCCAGAGGUGAGGCUCAGGCUGAAGAGGUGAAUCUUGGACCCAGAGCUACAUCAUUCUUGCUCAGCAACCUUCGCCCGAACACUGACUAUGUGAUCACACUCUAUCCCAUCUCCCCACGGCAGACAAUAGCACCUGCUGUGGUUAGUGGCCGAACAUUGAGUCUGUCAGGAGUGCAACAACUGUCUGCCCAGAACAUCUCCUCCCAGGGCAUGCUGGUGACCUGGCGGGGUGUGAGUGGAGCAACAGCAUAUCGUAUUACUUGGGGACUCCUCUCAGGUCAGGAUAUUCAGACAGCUGAUGUGGAUCCCAGCAAGAAUUCUUAUUUAUUGACUGGCCUGCAGCCCAACACUGAUUACCUCGUGACUGUUGCUCCAGUCUAUGGCCAAGUGGAAGGGCCCAAGGCAUCCAUUAGAAGGAGAACUGAAAUAAUCCAGAUUUUGAGGACAGUCAGUGUUGACCCAACAUCAAUUCAGGUGGCUUGGAAUAUCAUCCCUAAUGCCCGGGGAUAUCGGCUGGAGUGGAGAAAAGCAACAGGUGUGGAACCCCCCAAGACUGUGUCCCUGCCUACCAAUGAGAACAGUUAUACUUUGACAGGCCUGCAACCAGGCACUGAAUAUUAUAUCACCCUCUACACUUUGUAUGAUGGCAAGGAAGUGGCCACACCAGUUACCAUCUCACAGACAGAGAUGGCAUCAGUGGGCAGUGUCUCUGACUUAAGGAUCCUUGAGACCUCAGGAAACAGAGUCCGAUUGACAUGGACGGGUGUCCCAGGAGCCACAGGAUAUAAGAUUGUGCUACGCAAUACCCAGGAUGGCACUGAGAAGGUUCGGCGUAUCCCAGGCUCACAGACAACCGAGGACCUGAUUGAUCUAAGAGAAGAUGUCUCCUAUGUGGUGCGUGUAUCAGCUCUAAUUGGCAAUCGUGAGGGCAGUGCUGUUCCUCUCAACAUCCGAAUCCGGCCAUCAUUCAUAGGCAGUGUGUCUAACCUGCGCAUGGUGCCAGUGGGGCCAGGCCGUGUCCGGUUGUUGUGGACUCCCAUCCCCAGGGCUACUGCUUACAGACUAUUGAUUGUCAACACCCAAGAUGGCUCUGAGGAGAUCAGACAAAUCCCUGGUGACCAAAAUUUUUUUGAACUUCAAGACCUGAAGGAUGGCAUCACAUACCUGGUGCGAAUAACAACACUGUCAGGCAGCCAAGAGAGCACACCAGCCACCCUUACUUUCCAAGUGGAACCUGCAUCUGUGGGCCCCAUCACCAAUGUGGAGGCAACUGCAGUAGGACCCAAUCAACUGCGAGUGACAUGGAAUCCAGUUGCUGGCGCAACAGGCUAUAAGGUGACAUGGCGGCCAAGAGAUGGCCAGGAGAUCUCACGAGUCCUGCCUGCUGAUAUAAACUCCUACACUAUUGAGGGUCUGAGGCCUGGAGUGGUCUAUAUCAUUGGGGUCUCAGCCUUGGUUGGCAGCAGAGAAGGGAAUCCAAUCACCACUACAGCUACAACAGCUUCUGGUCAAGUGGGUAUGGUCACCAGCCUUAGAGUCCUUGAAUCCAGGAACAAUGUCAUACGAGUCACGUGGGUUGGUGUGCCUGGGGCUACAGCGUACAGAGUGGUGUGGAGCCGGCGUGAUGGUGGACCUGAAAACACUGAAUUGGUCUCGGGAAACACCAAUUCUUUUGACUUGCUUAACCUGGAAGGAGGAGUUAGCUACACAGUGAAGGUCACAGCACUGAUUGGCAACCGUGAAGGAGACCCUGUGUCCAUCAUUGUCACCACACCAACAGUCCCAGUUCAGCCAGUUGGGAAUCUACGUGUGAUUGAUUCUUCAGGAAGACGGAUCCGAAUAGAAUGGAGCCCAGCACCUGGUAGCACAGGCUAUCGGCUUACCUGGAGACUAGCCAGUGGCGGACCAGAGAGUAGCCAGCUGCUGCCAGCCAACAUCAACACAUACGACAUUGAAGAUUUGCAGCCAGGAGGGCAAUACGAAAUUCGUAUCACAAGCUUCACAGGCAACAGGGAGAGUGAAGCUGUGUCUAUUGUUGCCAAUACAGCUGCUGCAGGCCGUGUGACCAAUUUCCAGGUGACAGACACUCAAAAGGAUUCUGUGACAUUGACCUGGACUCCAGUUCCUGGGGUCUCUGGCUAUCUCCUCAUAUGGAAGUCUUUAAGAGAUGGGAGAGAAACACAAAGAACACUGCCUGGGUCAGCAACAUCCCAUCAAGUAUCUGGGCUGCGCUUGGGUGAGAGAUACACCUUUACUAUCCGCCCACUGUUUGGGAGCAUUACAGGUCCUGAGACUUCUCUUACUGACCGUACAGUUUGUCGAGAUGGCCGCAGUGACAUUGUUUUUCUUGUACAUACAACUCGAGACACUGCCUACAAUGCAGAGGCUGUGAAAAGCUUUUUGUCCAACACUGUAUCUUCUCUGGGCCAACUGGGCCCUGGAGCCCACCAGGUAGGCAUUGUGGUUUACAGCAACAGAGGCCUCCCAUUUCUUCUGCUCAACCGCUCUAGUGACUUGGCAACUGUCCUGCAGAAUAUCCGCUCUUUACGCUAUGAGGAGCCAAGUGGCAAUGCUGUUGGAGCAGCUAUUAAUUUUGCCAAGAACUACAUGCUCAGUCCAAGUGCAGGGCGCAGAACUGGUGUACCAGGAACCUUGGUGAUAAUGACAGAUGGGCCGUCUGGUGAUGAUGCCAUUGGACCAUCUAGAGAGGUUAAGGCUGCAGGGAUCCAGGUGCUGGCAGUGGGCAUGGAUGGGGCCAAUCGUGAGCAGCUGCGCCAGCUGGUAACCAGUGAAGAUCCACGCAAUGUUUUCUUUGUGAGAGACUCAAAGAGUUUGCCAGAGGUGGAAGAGGGGCUUGCCAGUGCCCUCUGCAGGUUAUCAGUCACAGAAGGGCCUAGACCAGAGCCAUGUACAGUACAGUGUCCCAGGGGUGAAAAAGGCGAGCCUGGUGAGAUUGGACAGAAAGGACGCAUGGGACUUCCCGGAACUCCUGGAAAUCCGGGACGCAAUGGGCUCCCAGGUCCUCCAGGCCCAGUGGGACCUCGGGGGCCUCCAGGUGAUGUCACUGAUCGGCGGGGUGAGAAGGGAGACAGGGGAUUCCCAGGAACAGAUGGAUCACCAGGAAAUCCUGGUCGACCUGGCAAUCCUGGUCCUCCUGGUCAACAAGGUGGCCCUGGCCUUCCUGGUCUCAGAGGAAUCCCAGGAGAACGUGGACUAAUUGGCCCAAUUGGCCCAAAGGGAGAGAAGGGUGAGCCGGGAGAUCCUGGAGAGGUUGUCGGUGGAGGAGGCGGGGUUCCUGGCCGGAAGGGAGAGCCUGGCAACCCAGGUAAUCCUGGACCUCCUGGAAAUCCAGGGCCUAGGGGACCAUUUGGUGAUCCUGGCCCCCCUGGACCUGUGGGACCUGCUGGGCCAACAGGGCCUGCUGGCGAGUUUGUCAAGGGAGAGAAGGGCGAGCGAGGUGAGCGAGGCCCUCCUGGAUCAGGUGAUGGGGCUGCGGUCAGAGGAGAACCAGGCACCCCAGGUUUGCCUGGAGAUCCUGGGCCCAGAGGAUCUCCUGGUCCCCCAGGGCAGAAGGGUGACAAGGGGGAAGGAGAAGAAGGGUUUCCUGGGCCACCUGGACGUGCUGGAGAUCCAGGAGAUCGGGGGCCUAGAGGACCUCCAGGUGAACAAGGAAACAAGGGAGACCGUGGGCAACCUGGUGAGAUUGGACCAUCAGGAGAGAAGGGAGAACGUGGAUCACCUGGCCCUGAAGGAGAGAAGGGAGAACAAGGACCUGCUGGCCGCCCUGGUCCAGCAGGCAGAGAUGGCUUGUCAGGACCUCCUGGGCCUCGAGGGGAAAGGGGAGAGCAAGGAGAGCCUGGUGUGCCUGGGAAACCAGGUAGCAGUCUUUCAGGAAUCAAAGGAGAUAAGGGGGAGACAGGCUCUGCAGGACCAGAGGGGCUGCCUGGUCCAAGAGGGGACACUGGAAACAAAGGAGAACGUGGACCUCCAGGAUUCAGUGCCCCUGGCCCACCUGGUCCAAAAGGAGAACAAGGGGACAGGGGCAUCGUUGGACUAACUGGUAAAACUGGCUCAAAGGGUGACCCAGGAGAACCCGGGGAGAGGGGAGAGCCAGGAAGACCAGGGCCUGCUGGACAGACUGGCCCACGAGGAAAAGAGGGUGAAAGAGGUGACAAGGGAGAGGAAGGAACCUCAGGUGAGCCAGGUCCAGCUGGUAAACCAGGAGACAGAGGACUACGGGGUCUACCAGGGAACCGAGGGCUCCCUGGUGAGAAGGGGGACCAGGGGGACCCAGGUGAAGAUGGGAGAAACGGCAGUCCUGGGUCAAAGGGAGACCGAGGAGAUCCUGGGCCACCAGGACCUCCAGGCCAAACAAUUGGUGCAGGAGGUGCAGGAGGAGCGCAGAAAGGCGAGAAGGGGGAGCCAGGAGACCCUGGAGAAGAUGGGAUGAAAGGUGUGAAAGGAGAGGCUGGUUUACCUGGGCUGACAGGAGAACGAGGACUUGAAGGUUCCAGAGGCCUCCCUGGAAUUCGUGGUGACCCCGGAGAUCGAGGCCCAGUAGGAGAGAAGGGUGACCGAGGUCCUCCAGGUUUAGAUGGUCGGAAUGGAUUAGAUGGAAAGCCUGGGCAAACGGGUCCUGCAGGCCAAAGGGGUGACCCAGGAAAGCAGGGUGAACCUGGUCGAGAUGGUCUCCCAGGUCUACGUGGUGAGCAGGGUCCUCCUGGAGCAACUGGUCCCCCAGGACCACCAGGGCUGCCUGGAAAGCCUGGUGAUGAUGGCAAACCUGGCCUGAAUGGAAAGAAUGGUGAAGAUGGAACACCUGGAGAAGAUGGGAGGAAGGGGGACAAAGGUGAUCCAGGGGCACCUGGCAGAGAUGGACGGGAAGGUAUUAAAGGAGAGCGAGGGACUAUUGGACCUCCUGGGCCCUCAGGGCCUCCGGGUGUCCCUGGUGUCCCUGGACUCGUUGGUCCACCAGGCCAGAGUUUACCAGGUCUCCCUGGGACAUCUGGACCAAAGGGAGACAGAGGGGAGUCUGGAUCUAAAGGAGAGAAGGGGAUAAUGGGUGAGCCUGGGCCACGAGGAGACCCUGGCACAGCACAGAAUGUUGAGCGUGCCUUAGAAAUCUACGGUAUCAAGAUUUCUUCACUGCGAGAGAUCACUGGUGCUUAUGAUGGGAGUUCUGACCAAUUCCUGCCUGUCCCUGAUCGCCGGAGAUUCUUCAAGGGUGACAGAGGAGAUCCAGGUGAAAGAGGACCACCAGGCAAAGAGGGACUUAUUGGCUUCCCUGGAGAAAGGGGUCUGAAGGGGGAUAAGGGAGACCAAGGCCCACCAGGCCCACAAGGCCCAACAGGACGAGCCAUUGGAGAGCGGGGACCAGAAGGACAACCCGGCCAGCCAGGGGAGCCUGGGAAACCAGGAAUUCCAGGUGUGCCAGGCCGUGUGGGAGAACUUGGAGAGGCUGGCAGGCCUGGAGAGAAGGGUGAUCGUGGUGAAAAAGGUGGACAGGGAGAGCCAGGCAGAGAUGGCUCACCUGGGCCACCAGGGCCACCAGGACCCAAGAUAGAUGUAACAGAUGGAAGCCUCCCAGGCUUUCCAGGAGAACGUGGCCCACCAGGACCCAAGGGAAGCAAGGGAGAGCCAGGAGAAGAUGGCGAGAGAGGCUCUAGAGGCGAUAAGGGUGAAACUGGCCAGAAGGGAGAAAGAGGUGAAGCUGGUGACAAAGGCAGGGAUGGCUCUCCAGGACUUCCAGGAGACAGGGGCCUUCCAGGCCCAGAAGGGAAAGCUGGCUUGCCAGGCUUCCCUGGAGUUCUGGGCAGACCGGGUAACCAAGGAGAUCCUGGACCACCAGGCCCUCCUGGUCCUGUUGGCCCUCCAGGCACUCAAGGUCUACCUGGAAAAAAGGGAGAUGCUGGAGAACCUGGUUCCAGCAUUCGGGGCUUACCAGGUCCUCAAGGGAAUGUUGGACUCCCAGGAGCACCAGGAACUCCAGGGCUUGUGGGUCCACAAGGCCCUCCAGGGUUACCAGGACAAGUGGGUGAGUCUGGAAAACCAGGUAUACCAGGCAGAGAUGGAGUGCCAGGGAAAGAAGGGAAAACUGGACUGCCUGGGGAAAUGGGUAUCCGAGGACCUGUAGGACCUGCUGGCCCCAAAGGAGAACCUGGGGAUGCUGGACCUCCGGGACAGACUGCUAUUGGGCCUCCAGGCAUAAAAGGCGAGAAGGGUGAACCAGGUGAUUUUGAUGGAGAAAUUUUUGGAAAACCGGGUGCCAAAGGUGAUCGAGGUCUACCUGGCCCUCGAGGAGAGAAGGGUGAACCUGGCAAUCAGGGGGAACCUGGAGAUCCCGGAGAAGAUGGAGCUAAAGGAUCUUCUGGAAUCAAAGGAGAAAAGGGUUCACUUGGGAUUGGCCUUGAAGGACCCCCUGGUCAGACUGGACCUCCAGGCUUGAAGGGAGAUCCUGGGUCACCUGGACCACCAGGACCCUCAGGUGUGCCAGGUGUGGCUGGGACUCCAGGCCAGCCAGGCCUGAGAGGAGAGAAUGGGCUGAUUGGUCAACCAGGACCUCCAGGGGAGAGGGGUCUUAUUGGCUUCCCUGGGAGAGAUGGCACUGCAGGAUCUCCAGGACCCCCUGGACCACCAGGAUCAUCAGGUGCACAAGGCAUCCCUGGAGCGAAAGGUGACAAGGGGGACACAGGGGUUGGACAGCCAGGUGCUAGAGGAGAACGAGGAGAUCCAGGUCCACGUGGUGAAGAUGGGCGCCCAGGGCUGGAGGGAGACCGUGGUCCUGCAGGGCCUCCAGGAAACCGAGGGGAAAGAGGUGAUAAGGGAGAUGUUGGGCUCAUGGGGCCAAAAGGAGACAAAGGUGAUACUGCUAUUGUGGAAGGCCCACCAGGUGCUCGGGGGAACAAAGGCGAACCAGGAGAUCGUGGCCUGAAAGGGAUGGAAGGAGACAAAGGAGACAAAGGAGACCAGGGCAUCCCUGGAGAGAAGGGAGUAAGAGGUGAACAGGGAGAGAAAGGCUCAACAGGUUUUCCAGGUGCACGUGGUCCUGGUGGGCAAAAGGGAGAAGUUGGUGAGUCAGGGGAGCCAGGGGAGCCGGGUCUACCUGGAAAGGAUGGUAUUCCAGGAACCAGAGGGGAAAAAGGAGACAUGGGACCCAUUGGAAUGCGUGGCCCAAAGGGAGAGAGAGGAAUGAAAGGAGCCUGUGGCCAAGAUGGAGAUAAAGGUGAGAAGGGAGAGCCAGGUCUGCCAGGCCGAAUGGGAACUGCUGGAAGGAAAGGUGACCCUGGUGAGAUGGGCAUGCCUGGAACCCCAGGAAUCCCUGGAAAAGAAGGUCUCAUAGGACCCAAGGGUGACAGGGGAUUUGAUGGCCAGCAAGGACCCAAAGGAGACCAAGGAGAAAAGGGGGACAGGGGUACUCCAGGCAUUAUUGGUUCCCCGGGACCAAGAGGAAAUGAUGGACCUCCUGGGCCCCUUGGACCUCCUGGCAGCAUAGGACCAAAAGGCCCAGAAGGCAUUCAGGGGCAGAAAGGGGAGAGAGGGCCCCCAGGACAGUCAGUUGCAGGGCCACAAGGAAUUCCAGGUAUGACAGGAGAAAGAGGAGAACAGGGAAGCCCAGGGUUUGAUGGACCCAAAGGCGAGAGAGGAGAACCUGGCAUGACGGAAGAAGAGAUCCGACUCUUUGUCAGGCAGGAGAUGAGUCAGCACUGUGCUUGUGGAGGCCAGUUCUCUGCUCCUGAACGACGUCUUAUACCCAACUAUCCAUCCACCCAACCGUUCCCGUCUGUUAAUGCUCAAAUAGUCCCUGUGCUUACGUUGUCCCACACUGAGGAAGAGGAAGGGGGCCAGGUGCAAAAAAUAGUGGAGACAGGUGAGCCUGAAUAUGAGUACUUCUACACAGAGGAAGAGGAGGACUACGAAGAGGGCCUGGGAGCAGAUGGGACAGAGAGUCCUAUGCUGAGGGAUGAAGUAAAGGGCCCAAGGGCAGCUCCCAAGCAUGGACGGCAAAAGAGAGCUCCUCCUGAGGAAGGGAAUCUAUGUGCCUUGCCACUGGACGAAGGAAACUGCAGCAGAUACACACUAAAGUGGUACUAUAACCAAAGAGUAUCGGAGUGCCGGCCCUUCAUCUACAGUGGUUGUAGGGGAAAUCGCAACCGCUUCAGCUCCAAGGAGGAGUGUGAGCUUCAAUGCAAGCCACAGAGAGAUGCAGGUGGCAGAACAUAGGGUAGGAACAGAAGUGUAUAAAGUCUGCAUUGGAUUUCAAUUUUGGGAGAACUGGAGAAGCAACCAAAAGAAGAGACUCAGUCUUUUAAGCUCCCAGCCCAUUCUUAGCCUGCACAAGGUUUUAAAACACACAUACACACAGAGUAAGCAUUUGGUCUGAGGCUUACUUUGAUGCCAUAUCUAUGGUCUGCUGCAGAGUCGUGUGUUUUUGCAUGUGUGUGUGUAUGUGAGUGGGCUGCUUCAACUGAAGCAGAGAAACGGUGCUAUACUUUUUAUUAAGAAAAAGUAUUUUUGUUGCUCUUGAUUUAUUUUUUAAAUUAAGGUGAAAUUUUUAUCAAAUUUAAACAUAUCAUAACCUCUUUUUAUAUAAUAUAAAAAGACAUAUUUUAAAUUAGAGCUCUUUUAACUUAUUUGAUGAUAGCUGACUGAUGACACGUGGAAUGUAUUCUAGCCAGACCAAACUCAUUCACUUUGCAACUUGCUUUAAUUCAGGUAUAUAGACCUGUCAGGUUUUCUUCUGCAAGUGGAUUAGUACUGACUAGCUCAUCCCUACUUUUUCCCAGGGAGGCAAAAUGCUCUUCUAUUAAUGAAUAGUGACAUGACCAUGAGAACACAGAAAUCCCAUGUUACACUGUCAAAGUUAGAAUUCAGCAUUCUAUAUAGCUAUUGUUUUCAAAGCUAUCAUUGCUCUGAACAGCUAAUUUAUGUGGCAUUCAAACAGAGGCACCUUCCCAUCCCUGCUUCCUUGUAUUUUUUCCCCACUUUGCCCUCCUUGCUUAGGAGUACAUCUAUUUGCCAAGGCUGCAGAUCUGUCAGGAAUCAGAAUUUCUCACCUGGAAAUAACUAAUCAGAUAAAAACUCACUAAAUGUUUGUUAAGGACAUACCCAAAAAGAAGACAAUUCUGCUUAUAUGUAACCCAUCCUCUUUCUUCCUUAGCCUUAUAUGGAUGAUUUAAAAAAAACACAACCUGACAAUUUUAGCAACAAAUAAAGGAAUCAACAGGAACAUUUCUUUCAUCUGUUUCCCCCCAUUAACCUUAUAAAUGCAUUAAAGUUAGCAGUCAUCACCCCAUCUAGUGGCAGUAUGUUAUGUGCAAAAUAGACUUCCUUUUUCUGUUCUGAACCUAUUGUCAAAUUAUUUCAUUUUAAUCAUUCUAAUUAUUUUACUAACAUUUAUAAAGUCUCCCUUCAAACAUUCCUUUGUUUUAUUAACUAAUUAGAACCAAAUGUUUUAGUCUUUACCUUGUGGAUGGCCUUGUCAAUGCUUUGCCUGAAAAGGCAGGAGAAAAAUAUUUUGGAUGGGUGGAUGGAUCUCACGUUUCAUUGGGAAUUUUCACCCAUAAAGCUCUGAUAUCCCAUUGAAAACUGGGGUAGACAAAUGUAAACAGUCUUCCAGUUGUGAAUGCACAGUAUAUAUAAAAGCAUACUGAAACCAACCGUUUCAUUUUCCAUUUUCCCCCUAAUUUUCCAAUAAUUCCUGACACACAAUUUCCUUUUUAAAAAUUGCUGUUUCACACACAGUCAACAUUUUUUUUUCAUAACUAAUCACAUUCAGUUCAGAAUGCAUUAACAAUUAUCAUUUCUUUAAGACCAGCCCCAACUUUAGGCAGGAAAAGACACCUGCAAAAAGGAUCAGGUUUGGGGUAUCAUGAAAGAAUCACAGAUUUGUACCUGAUUAGUUUGUUACUUUUGUAUAAUUAAUGCUAGAGAUGGAAAUGGAGAGAGGAGUGAUUUUCUACCUCCUAUGCCAAAAUUAUUUGGCUGGCUUUGGGUACUAUGCAUCUUGUCCUGUGUAGGUGGGUAAUGCCAUUUCCUAAGCCACCUCAGACAAAAUGUUUCAAGCCAGCCUUGGAUUUUUUCCCCCUCCUCCUAGUGUGUAUUUCACAAUUUGCUUAUACUCAAUCUCAGCUACUCAUUGCUCACUUUCAAAUUUUGAAGCCAUUCUUCUGGAGUUCUUUCUGAUUUGCUUGAAAUUUCUAUAUACCAAUUAAUUUGAGAUCAUCUGUAAACUUUACUACCUCACUGUUUACACUGAUUCCAGGCCAUUUAUGAAAUAAUGAAAAUAGACAGGCCUGGUAUAGAUCCUUGUGAGAUCCCACUGCUUAUUUUUCCUCCAUAGUGAAAACUGUCCUUUUUAUCAUUUUCUGUAUCCUGUUCCUCAACCACUUAUUGGUACCUAAGAGGAACUUAUUUUUAAUUCCAUGGGUUUUAUCUGAGAAGAUGGGGCAAAUGACAUUGUUAAAGAAUUAGAAAAUACUAAAAUACCAUUGAGAGAUAAUUUCUUUGUAUACUUGCCACCAUAUGGAGUCAAGAGUCACAUAUCGCUGUGAAAGAGCAAGUCAAUCUAAGGGAAACAUCCUUUAAUGUAAAUAUUACUCAUCAAAAAGAAAAAAAGAGAUCAUUUGAAAAAGUUUCACCUUAAUCAGGAACACCAUGCAAUAGACUGAAAUAAUACUGUAUUGGAGGACACUACACAAAAAUCAGAGCACAUUUAUUUUUUACAAGUGGCUUCUGUGUGAAGUGCUCAUUAUGUUGGCUUUUUUAAACCUAAACCACAAUAUAGAAAUAAUCAGUGAAACGCUGAAAAUGGUGCUAUGCUUUUGUUAUGUUGCUAUCACUACUGGGCAUUUUAAAAAGCUUUGCAAUAACAUGACUUUCAACUCUGCUUUUACAUUAUUGCCUUUUCAGAACUAUUAAGCUAUCUAUCAGUCCUGCGUCUUCUUUCCCAGUCUCUCUCACUCAAACUCUGUAAAGUUUGAGAAUUUGGUGCAAAUUCUAAUCUAUCCAAUAGUUUUAAUAACCUCUGUAGAAAACUUAUGGAAAUGGAGAAGCAACUGUAUAUAUAUAUAUGACAUAUGUACUGCUGUGCAUGUAUAAAUUGUGUCAGUGAUCAAAUAUGUGAGUAUUAUCUGGUGCAGUUGCAAUAAUUAUUUGGUGCUUCCUUGGCUGGGUAAUAACCUACCAAAUAAUUCUGGAGGAAAUGGUUUAUGGAUUGUAUUCUUAGCAGGCUGCUUUAUUAAACAAACAAGUCUUAAAACAUUUUUUCUUAAAUAGGUUUAAGAUCCUGAUCUUAAUUCCUGUUGAAUUUCAACAAUACUUAUGGCUAGAGUAGGAGUCAAAUUCAGUAGUGUCUUAACAGUGAUACUGGUUUUUCACUGGAUAGCUUGAAUGGAUAUAGGUCCUGCAAUUCUUUGAACAAAUGGAAUAGAACUGUCAAUAUAAAAUUCACUUUCUAAACUGGAGAGAAAGAGUGACAUUUGAAUGGCAGUGUGUCAGUUGGACAGGUGUCUGCCUUUGUUAUAAGUAAUAAUAACCCAGCUACUGUAUAUGCUGUUCGUUCCUCACCUCUCUCUUGGAAAGGGCAUAAACAUAUGGAGUAGACCAUUUCGACUUGAUAUGACAUGGCUUAACUUUAUACUGGAAAAUGUGUCCUCUGUUAUUUUGCUGUAGCUCCUCAUCUGUCUUUCCUGGCUUUUGUGAAUUCCAGGAAAGUAGUCAUGUUUAGUCUUUUGUAAAAUCAAGUUCUCUGGCACCUGAUCAAUGAACUAAUUUACUACAGCAUGACCUUUCCUAGACUCUUAAGAGCAAAUCUCACCAGCCACUCAAUUUGUCAAGAAGCAGCACUUCCAUCCUACAGGGACUUGGCUGUGGCUCUGUCUUGUCUUUUGUCCUCUGUUUAGUAUGCUUGCUCAGAAGGCAAAAAUGUUGGCCAAACAGCAUCAUCCUUCCUUGGUAUGUGUAUGUGGUGUUUGCUGACAUCACUGUUUUAUUCUCAAGAUACUGAAUGUAGAUAUAGCUGCAGAAAUACAGUUGUUAAUUCUCUUUUUAAUGCCUCUAAUUAUGAUGUAUGGUGCAAAGCCCAUCUGUGGUAAGCGAAUAAAUGUUUGUGGUACCUCAUUCAA
This is a messenger RNA of Sceloporus undulatus (fence lizard), 13301 nucleotides long. RefSeq names its product collagen type VII alpha 1 chain (gene COL7A1). The record is from RefSeq and is a predicted model, not a curated record. The transcript has 122 exons. Lineage: Eukaryota; Metazoa; Chordata; Lepidosauria; Squamata; Phrynosomatidae. Gene Ontology annotation, molecular function: protein binding; serine-type endopeptidase inhibitor activity. Bases 94 to 9399 code for a protein of 3101 amino acids.